AUGCACCCACGACGGGACUCGAACUCGCAGACGGCCAAGAGACAAACGACAGCCGGCGAGGGUCACUUGCGUUUUGGCGCGCCGGACAGAGGCAACAAUGCGCCUACGAGUGGACACAAGACCGUUUGUCUCACGAGUCCAGCACCGGCUGCUGUUGUCACUUCCGGCAUCCAUCGGCGCCCUGGCAACAGGGCCGUCACUUGUCUCGUCUCCACGCGGACACUGGGAGUCUGUCUGCCGCGACCGGGGGCGGGGGCACCGGCCGGACGCAGGCGGCAGCCUCCCUAUCGGUCUGCCGUCGGCGCAGCAAGGCGAUGUAGCCAUGACGACACGCAAAGGCAUCAGUUGCCGGGGCAGUUGGCAACGCCGUCUGAGAAUAGGACUUGGAAGUGGGCCGAAAGUGGUGAGAAAAGGUCGAGACCAGUCAGUCCGUGGGUCAGUUGGAAUGAGACGAGUUUGAAGAUGCCGUCAAAAGCCGCCAAGUCGCCCGAGUUGGCGACCAUUGCUGCCCUUCCCCCCUCUAACCUCUUGACCCCGACCAGCGCCAGGCGGUCGGCACGGCAUGGCGCAGCUAUGCCUGGCAAGACGUCGGCAUGUCUUGUGGCUGAGGCGACAGCUGGUCCGGAGAAGUUGGCAACCUCUGGUCCGCUCGACUUAACGUGA
Protopolystoma xenopodis is the source of this 663-nucleotide messenger RNA. NCBI's taxonomy places the organism in Eukaryota, Metazoa, Platyhelminthes, Monogenea, Polystomatidea, Polystomatidae. The record is from the annotation of a GenBank genome assembly.